Marmota monax (woodchuck) is the source of this 6513-nucleotide messenger RNA. It is a transcript of the gene Gpr146, whose product is annotated as G protein-coupled receptor 146. Gene Ontology annotation, biological process: G protein-coupled receptor signaling pathway. The coding region runs from base 2222 to 3415 and encodes 397 amino acids. NCBI's taxonomy places the organism in Eukaryota, Metazoa, Chordata, Mammalia, Rodentia, Sciuridae. Gene Ontology annotation, molecular function: G protein-coupled receptor activity. The transcript has 3 exons. Gene Ontology annotation, cellular component: membrane. The record is from RefSeq and is a predicted model, not a curated record.
CAGCCACUCCGAAGACUCCAGAAAUGUGAAGCUAUUAGCUGGGGCCUGCGGGAGCUGGGCGAGCAGUGCUUUGUGACUGGGGCCUCAGGGAUGCGGGGACACACUCUUCUGGUCUGAGAAUGUCAGGCUUACUGGGGUCCUGCUGACCUGGGCCCUGUGGGCAAGGGAAUGGCAGCAGGUGGCAGGGCCUGGAAGCUGAUAUUAAUCCUGCCAUCUGGCAGGCAACUCUCCAAAUGAAGACGGGCGGAAUGUGCCAGGAGUGCUCUGCGCCUCGGGCCUCGGCCAGGCUAAGAGAAGGGCCCCAGCAUGGGCUCAGGGAUGAGCCUCUCUGCUCUCGCCCACAUCUCUGUUUAGCCAGGGGCCUCACCAGAACCUCCUGUCACAGCAAACUCGGACUUCAGUCCCUCAGGGACGAGUCCACUUCUGAGGAGACCACUGGGGGAUUUCUCCCCUGUCCCUGAUCUCCCACCACCUGGUUCUGGCUCCAGGUUCUCAUGAAGUGAGUUCUUAGAAGGCCUGGCUAAGUGAAGGGCAGCCCAGCCCAGGUCCUGAGGCCUGUGCUACAGGGUGGAAACCUUCUCGUGUUCCCCAGCUGCAGGACAUCCUUCCUCCCCAAACAGCCAGGGAACAGGAACCAGGAAAGGCCAGUAAGUCCGAUAGCUCUGCCCUUCACAGCCAGCGUCCCUCCAGAGCCCCUCUGUGGCAUGGUGGGCACAUCCAGCCUGGACUACAAACCUCGCUGGAACACAGGCAGAGCAUGGGCAGGGGAGAUGGUGUGGCAACUGCCUGAAUGGGACAGGCACCCUGGAGCCCUACGUGAUAAUGGGAGGAAGUAUGUCACUCAUCACCCUGUGAUUGGGAGAGUGGGAACACUUCCUGACUUGUCUCCCCGAGCCCCAAGGGUCAUAGCUCUUCCACCAAUUGCAGAGGCAGCGGUGCUUCUGUGGCGCGGCAUCUCAUCUUGUCCAUCCCCCAGCUGCGGCCCACAGCCUGCCGGUGGAGAGCUCACGCUAGCGCCACUGAGUUUCCAGAGACCCGUGUUCUGAAUGCCACAGAGGAAAUGGCAGAGUGUCACUCUCCAUCUCUGACUGGGGGCUGGCCUCCAUGGCUGUGGUAGUGCCCACCCACCCUCUCCAGCUGCCUCCUCUUUCCACAUGUCCCUGUUGUAGACAGUGCCAGCCUGGGAUGGAACUUGUCACUUUGCUCCCAGGAUCUCCAAGUAACAGCCUGGUAUGGGGAGGUGCUUCUUGGGAGGUCAUGUCAAAACAAAAAGAAUGUCAUUUUUAGAUGGACAGAACAUGGAUAAAAAUAGAUACCUUUGGGCUUAUAACCUUCAUUUGAAGCAAAACAUCCUUAUAAUUGACGUGGAAGAAAACUAUACAUAGAAGCUACCUCUAACCUAUAAAGUUAUAAAUUCUUACACACUUAGAAGCUGCUCAUACCUAACACGGAGAGGCCACUGUCUCCUCCUACAUGUCCCAGCCGGUGCAAACACACACUCCACAUGGUGCUGCUCUCUAACCAAGGGGCCAGGUCAUGCCAGCACACGAAUGCCCAAGAGAUUCUAAACAGACUUGUUCCAUGCGAUGGCCGGACAGGCUCCCGAGGAUGGAGCCAUCCUGAGCAGGGCACAGGCUUCCUUCUCCUUCUGCUCCACUAAUCUGGUGGCAGGUAUUAGCGCUCCAGGCAGCCCCUGUCCCCACUCAACUGCAGGGAGGGCACAGCAGGGAGCAGACCCGCCAGGCACAGCCAGUGACAGGCGAACCUCAGGCAGCCUCCACCCCCUCUGCGCUGUUCCUCUUUAAUCCCCACUGAUAACCACCCGCGCAGGCUGGGGUGUCUGGGAGGGCGCGUGCUGCAGGCGCGGCCCUCCACCCCAUGCUUUAGAUUCUGAGCCUGCCCUGGCCCUUCAAAGAGCUCUCUGUGUCCCUGGGUCUGAAAUGAAAGCAGCCAAAGUCUCUCUAUGGUAGAGUCUCAGUGAGGUCCAACUAUUUUGUCCUUAGUUUCUACAGACAAAUGUCUGUUCAGUUUAUUUCCUCAAGGGAAGAGGGAACUCAGAACUGAGUUUCUCAACCAUGCUGUGUAGCAGGACCCCAGACCCAGCUCUGCCAGCCCUGGUCUGGCCCGGCACAGGACACUCUGCAGGGCUGGACGCAGGCAGGGGCACAGGGGAAGUGCCACCACAGCCUCCACACAAGCCCAGCCAGCCCCGGGAGCCUGGAUGUCUACCAAGCAGGUGGCUGCCUCGGCCUUGCCAUGCUGCGUGCUGCCGGUGUCUGGAAUCCACGCCACCAAGGAACGCGGGACACGAGAUAAAAGUAAGAGCCGAUGGUUGGCACUGCUGGGGGCCAAGAGCUGGACGGGGGCAAGGGAAGCUGUGGCACAAGCCGCAGAGCCUGGUGAGGCUGCCAUGUGGAGCUGCGGCCUGCUCAAUGGCACGGGUCAGGGCGAAGAGCAGCUGUGCCAGGAUCUGCGCCUAGGGCUAUGGGUCCUCUCGCUGCUCCAUCUGGUGGCGGGCGUCCCCGUUGGCCUGGGCUACAAUGCCCUGCUGGUGGUGGCCAACCUGAGCAACAAGAGCAGCAUGACCAUGCCGGACGUGUACUUCGUGAACAUGGCUGUCUCGGGCCUCGUGCUCACGGCCCUGGCCCCUGUGCACCUGCUGGGUCCCCCCUACUCCAGGUGGGCACUGUGGAGCCUCAGCAGUGAGGCCCACGUGACUCUGCUGAUCCUGUUCAAUGUGGCCUCCCUGGUAACCAUGUACUCCACUGCCCUGCUUAGCCUCGAUUACUACAUUGAGCGGGCCCUGCCGCGCACCUACAUGGCCAGCGUCUACAACACGCGGCACGUGUGUGGCUUUGUCUGGGGUGGGGCACUGCUGACCAGCUUCUCCUCCCUGCUCUUCUACAUCUGCAGCCACGUGUCCUCCCGGAUCACGGAGUGUGCCAAGAUGCAGAACACAGAGGCUGCAGAUACCCUCCUGGUGCUCAUUGGCUACAUAGUGCCGGGCCUGGCUGUGCUGUAUGCACUGGUGCUCAUCUCACGGAUCCGGAAGGAGGACACGCCCCUGGACCAGGAAGCAGGCAGGCUGGACCCCUCCGUGCACAGGCUUCUGGUAGCCACCGUGUGCACGCAGUUUGGGCUCUGGACGCCAUACUAUCUGAGCCUCCUGGGGCACAUGGUACUGGUCUCACGAGGGAGGCCUAUAGAUGGGCACUACCUGGGGAUCCUGCACUUUGCUAAGGAUUUAUCCAAGUUCUUGGCCUUUGUGAGCAGCUCUGUGACACCACUUCUCUACCGCUACAUCAACAAAAACUUUCCCAGCAAACUCCGUCGGCUGAUAAAGAAAAUGCACUGUGGGCAGCGGCGCUGCUCGCUGGACCCCGCAGGAGUACAGCAGGUGAUGGCGCAGGCCUAGGGAAGAGGGUGCCCCAGGCCCAGUCCUGGGGCCCAGAGCCAGCCACGGACACUUGGGAGGCUCCACUUCCUCCCUCCCUGCUCUCUCAGCCUGGGAGAUGAGCUGCUCAGAGGAAACUGAAGUUCAACUGAAUGCACAGCACUUUGUUACCUGGAAUGCCGGGCACUUUCUUCCCCAGAAAGAGAUGCACUGAAGCAGGAAUGGCACAGGGUGUUUUUCUCAGAAAGGCCAACCCUGGGCCAAGGCCAUGCUGUGGAAAGCAACAGGGGCUCUGUGUGAAGAACAGGCACCCCCUCAGCUAACCUCUUGGCCUUCCGACCUUGUGCACCUGUCCUGAAGAUUAGGUCAUGUCCUCACUCAGCUGACCUGCAGCCUUGACAUCGGGCUUUUCUCAAACUUGAUGAGAACCUGAAGGCAGGGUUCACACACACCCCUUUUUAUAUAAAAAGAUGUUUCAUAGAAAAUGCCAAGUUAUCAAGAUGAAGGAAACAAUGCAAGGAAAUGCAGACACUCGGCACGAGGACAAGUCAGGAGGGCUGGGCUGCCUGAUGCUCCUGCCCCCACCGAUAACAGCAGCUUAGUGUUUUCAGGAUAGAUCUGUCCUUCCAAUCAACUCCCCAAAGUGUGCACAAAAUGAAAUAUAAAUAAACCGAAGGAAGAAAACACUAUUAGGAUUUCUCACAACAGCAAAGCUGACGGGCCUUCCUGAGACAGAGGUCUGGGCACCAGUAGAAGUGCCAGCAAGGCACAGAAGGGCAUGAAGCUGGGCUCCCCACAGUGACCAGGGACUGUAAAGUGGCCCUGAUUGUCUGCUUCGGGCAGAGCUGCACAGGAAUGUCAGCCGUGGGGCAGUGCAGGUAAGGCGUCCGCCCCCCAGGCCAAGCCCAGAGGUGUCUGCAGCCCGGCCAGUCACGCGCCGUCAACCUCACGUGGACCUUUUGUCUUCACACUUACUAGACAUCUACUUUAAAAUGCAGGUGUGGGAAGAACCUCCGCUGCUCUGCAUCCUCCAUGUGCCCCGAUUCCAGUUCUCUAGGCUGCAAUUACAGGCCCAUGGCCACCUAAUCCCCAAAUCUAAAACCCAGGAGGCUCUGCAAACAGGACAGUUUCCCUCAGGUGAUUCCCUGCAGGGGUGCAGGGUGGUGGGGCUAUCCUGACCACCCCUACUUCUGCAGAAACACUGGCAUGAUGUGGGGUGCUGUGCUAGCCCCUGCAUUCUCUCUGACCACCUGGGAACACCUGCCCAAAGGCCAUGGAGCCGGGCUGUACUACAUGGCCUUCGUGUGUGGGCCUCAAGCACCUGCCCUGGUCUGUAGGGAAAUUCAGCUGAGAGGUAGCUGCUUAGUUUUAUUUAUUACACACAAAGUACAUCUCCUCAAAUUGGGACCUGCUCGAGUUAGUUUGCCUUGUGAAGAAUCAUGGAAAGGGCUGGGAUUGUGGCUUAGUGGUAGAGCACCCACCCAGUGCGUGUGAGGCCCUGGGUUCGAUCCUUAGCACCCCAUAAAAUAAAUAAAUAAAUAAAAGGCAUUGUGUCCAACUACAACUAAAAAUAAAUACUAAAAAAAAAAAAAGAAUCAUGGAAAUACACUGGAUGCUCAGCUUUGUCUGCCCCCAGUGGCUGUGAGGUGCUUGGUGAGCUCUGAGGGCCUAGUUCCUUAUUCAUAAACCUCAAGGCUGAAGUGGAGGACACUUGUCUGUGUUGCUUCUAACUGAAAUUUUCAUUUUAAGGUAUGCCGGGGUCUCAGUCAAGCCUUCAAGGCCACAAGCCUAACUAGCUGUCCCUCCCUUCUUGGGCACAGCAGUCAGCACUCCAUCCCUUCCCAUCCCGACUCACCACCCAGACCCAGCCUUCCACUGACCUUAACGUUUGCUAAAGAAAUGACCCUAACCCAAUAGACACUAGCCUGGCCUGGCCUGCAGGGGGUGCUCUGGCCACUGUGGAAAUGUCUGACUUGGGAUGAGUAGACUCAGGGCCCAAGGUCAAGCUAAGGACAGCUUGCUUCAGGUUAGCUGGAGAAACAGGAUCCAGAUGGAGAGGGCUCCUAGUGAGGUGGUGUCCUGGUAUAAGAGACCCUCUUCCUUGCUUAUGCUUUCUAUACCUGCGAAGGGGCAGACCCCCACUCAGCAUAGACCUGGAGAGGCAGAGCCUCUGCCCACUUGGACUUCCUCUUUCCAACUGCACUUCCCCAAAGCAGGGAGGGACCCCAAAUCACAUUUUUUCUUUUCAAUUUGUCAGUGGCUUUGGGUGCAAAGUGGCCAAGUUCUGGGGGUGUAGAGGACCCUGGGCCCCACAACUGGCAUCAAUUUCAGCCACACCCACCCUGCUGAGAUGGAUCCAGUGGACAUCCAGCAGCCAAGUCGGAUCUCUUGGCAGAGGCACACAUAGGGCAAGGGACACCCACAGACUGAGCCCCUUCACGGGGUGAUAUCUCCUCUACCCAACCCCCGCUUUGGCUUUAGCCCCUGCUCCUUUGCUGCCUCCUACUCUCCCGUCUGCUCCCAGCCUCCGUGGCUAACGCCAACGUGCUGCUCAGCCCACUUUUCCACAGGCACCUACUCAUCUGUGCCCCUGUGCUAAAAUUCAUUCUGGAGGAGCCAGCGGGGCCUUAGGUCUCUCUGACUCCCAGUAUGUUAGGAUUUCCAAUUCCGCCAUGUUGCCAAAAAAAAAAAAAAAAAAGGAAGCGGAAGGAAAUUGAGCUACUCAGAGGAGAAUAAGGAGCUAUUUGAAAAAAGCCAAAGUGGAUUAUGAGCUCAGUCCUCUAUUUCCUCAUGAAUCUGAAGACACCAGGGCACGGGGUUUUCAAAAUUAUAUUUGAGGGCCAUUAACUUGACCAUCAACAUUUAUUGACAUUAUAAUUUAAAAUUAAUUAUCUUAAUUAUUUAAUUAUUAAUUUAUCAAACCACAAGGCCUGCCAUGUUUUAUUACUUAGGGUACCAAAAAGUGAGUUUAAUCUUGGAUUUCCUUCACAAAGGUUAUGCAACGCAUUACAGGAAACUGGACCUAUUGCUAAUUGUGGCAGAUACAUCAAGAAAACAACAAACACUUGUUCUUUCAUAAAAAGCACUUGGUAAAAAAUAAACCAGGAGUAAAUUAAGAA